Molecule: messenger RNA, 669 nt
Organism: Drepanopeziza brunnea f. sp. 'multigermtubi' MB_m1
Lineage: Eukaryota; Fungi; Ascomycota; Leotiomycetes; Helotiales; Drepanopezizaceae
Biological process (GO): endoplasmic reticulum to Golgi vesicle-mediated transport
Cellular component (GO): endoplasmic reticulum membrane
Source: RefSeq, a predicted model, not a curated record
AUGGAUCCCAAGAAUCUAUCAUUGUUCAAGACAUACGACAAACCAAGAGGGGAGGGCGGGUCGAGCUCCUUUGCCACUUUCAUGAUCAUUGGCCCGGUAUGCUUCUUCCUAGGCAUGCUCUUCUCCUCCUUCCCCUACGACUACCCCCUCCUAUGGACGUCCGAGGCGACUCCGGCCGAAUACUACGACCAGCUGGAGAUCCAUCUCAGGUUCCUGCACGCCUCGCCCCCUAUCAUCGCGCGCAUCCUCCACAUCGCAAUCACCGUCGGCUUCGUGGGCUUCUUCAUUAAGCUCUUCAAGCCUUCCGAGGCCAACCUCCUCUUCGAUGGCUCGUCCAUGGUCCUCUACCUCAUCGCCGUCGUCAUCUACAUCACCAACAUCGUCAAGGGCCUCCGCAUUGUGACUUUGGGCCUCUACGGCAUGACGGAAGGCGACACGGAACUCGCCAUCGGCAGAGAGGAUAGCUUGAGGGUCCUCGCGGCUAGCAAUACCAUUCUGGCGCUGGUGCUGGUCGGGGUCCUGGUCCUGCAAGCUGGUCAGUGGUACGCCGAGCGCAAGGACCUCGACGAGGCUAUCAAGUUCGAGAAGGAGCAGGAGGAGAAGAACGCUGCGAGGAGUCCCAAGGUCGGGACCCAUGCCACCAAGGCGGCGUCGAAGAAGAAGCAAUGA